Messenger RNA from Schizophyllum commune H4-8, 561 nucleotides. RefSeq lists its product as uncharacterized. The transcript is spliced from 2 exons. NCBI's taxonomy places the organism in Eukaryota, Fungi, Basidiomycota, Agaricomycetes, Agaricales, Schizophyllaceae. The coding region runs from base 44 to 463 and encodes 139 amino acids. The record is from RefSeq and is a predicted model, not a curated record.
CUCACCAUUGCCUGCUCUUCCCGACACAGCAUCGGCGCUCUGCAUGGCCGCCUCCAUCGCAAGCGAGUCUUUGCCAUCUGCCCGCAGUUGGCAGAAUUGGCGGCCUCCGCUCACCCCACACGUCUUCGGUUUUCUUCUCACCGAUGAGGUCGCGCAAAAGUACUGCGCCCAUUAUUGCCCGCUCUCGGACGAGGACGAUCUAGCGAGCCAUCUCUCCUACCUCCAGGUUGAGGGACUCCAGGCCAUACUUGGUGACAAGUAUGACUUGCAGAACUUCACCAGCGUGCUCGUAUACAAGGAUAGGAAGCGCAUGACCAUGGCGUUCGCGCUGGUGCUAGCGGACAAUCGCGGCAUUGACGACGAUCAGAGGGUGCCCCCGCCGCCUGAAGUUGUGGCCCAGAUUGCGGAUGAGCUGGGUCUGGAGGGCGCUGAGCGCGAGCCACGCUGGUACAAGCCCGUUUAGUGGCGCACAACGUCGCCGAGAAUGCUCGGGGUCUUUCUGUAGCAUACACUAUUUUUGCUCUCGAAUCGUAGCGAGGCUCGGCCCCCUUGGCGAAACAA